CUGACAAGACAUCUUGGGUGUUUGUGAGCAUGCGAUGGUUCGGACGAAGGGGAAACAUAAGAGGAGAGGAAGAGGAUCAAGUUAGAAAAUUCACAUGGAGAUGGAGUCAUGUGAACGAUUCCCCCCUCGUAGACCAUGUCACAGGUGUGGAUAGAGGGUCAGUAUGUUUGCGCGUAUUAAAGUAGAGACAAGUUUUGAGCGAGCUUCCUUACCCUCCAUCGAAGAACGCUUUUUGUACCCGAAUCGUUCAGUGAAAAACAUUGCAGCUUCAGAAUUUCCAUUUGCGGCCGUUGUAGAUUUUUUCUGUUUGCACAAUGAUUUGAGCUGUAUUGGAUUUUGGCUGAGAUUAGAGCGUAUCACUUUACCAGAACUUGGGUGUAAACAAACUUACUGAUUCAAUGAUCCUUAUAGGUUGGAAUUAAUUUUCUGAGGCCAGUAUGCCGUUGAGAACUUCUGUCUUGCUGUUUGGCUGCGCUUGCCUGUCGCAGUACGCCGAUGCCUUUGCCCCCGGAGCUGGAUCCCCGCUCGCUCUCAGGAAGAGCGCAGUCCCUGCUGCCACCUUGAGGAAUGGACGCGGUGGAAUUGUCAGCGUGAACAUGAAGAACCAGGACGACGUUCGUCGUCAGAUGGCCGCUGCCAUGGCUGCUGUAGUUCUCGGAAGCGGAAUCUCCGCCCAGCCAGCCUUUGCUCAGGCAGCAGUUGAGCCGGCUGCGGCUCCUGUGAAGAGGGUGGAAGCUGGUGGAGUUCAGAACUGGCGCUACUCCGAGUUCAUGAACGCCGUGGAGGGCGACAAGGUGGAGAAGGUCACCUUCUCCGCGGAUGGCCGCCGCGUGCUCGCCGUUGACGUCGACGGCAAUCGUUACAAGCUCGAUGCCCUUCCCAACGACCCAACUCUCCUCGACACCCUCACCAAGCACAAGGUUGACGUGACUGUCCUUCCCGCCCAACAGCCCGGAGGCGGAGGAGACCUCAUUCGCUCCCUCAUCUUCCCCGCUCUUCUCUUCGGCGGCCUUUUUCUCCUCUCCCGCCGCGGAGGAGACCAGGGAGGAAACUUCCCUGGUGGCGGUGGAUUCGGCGGACCCAUGGACCUAGGCAGGUCGGGAGCCAAGGUUCAGAUGCAGCCGGAUACUGGUGUGACUUUCAAUGACGUUGUUGGAGUUGACGGAGCCAAGAUUGAGCUCGAGGAGGUUGUUCAGUUCCUCAAGGAGUCCGAGAGGUUCACUGAGAUCGGAGCUCGCAUCCCCCGUGGUCUCAUCCUCGAGGGCCCCCCCGGAACUGGUAAGACCCUCCUUGCCCGCGCUGUUGCUGGAGAGGCCGGUGUUCCUUUCUUCUCCAUCUCCGGCUCUGAGUUCGUCGAGAUGUUUGUUGGUGUGGGAGCUUCCAGGGUUCGCGACCUCUUCUCCCAGGCCAAGAAGAACGCCCCUUGCAUCAUCUUCAUCGAUGAGAUCGACGCCGUUGGCCGUCAGCGCGGAGCUGGUAUCGCUGGAGGAAACGACGAGAGGGAGCAGACCCUCAAUCAGAUCCUCACUGAGAUGGACGGCUUCGAGGGCAACCCCGGAAUUAUCGUCAUCGCUGCCACCAACAGAGCCGAUGUUCUUGACCCUGCUCUCCUUCGUCCUGGCCGCUUCGACAGAAGGAUUGUUGUCGACCUCCCUGACUUCGCUGGACGUGUUGCCAUCCUUGGUGUCCACUCCCGCGGCAAGCCCCUCGGCGAUGACAUCGACCUCAACCAGAUCGCUCGCCGUACCCCCGGCUUCUCCGGUGCCUCCUUGGCCAACUUGAUGAACGAGGCAGCUAUCUUCGCUGCCAGGAAGAACAAGGUCUCCAUCGGCAACGACGAGAUCAGCGAUGCUCUUGACCGCGUGACCCUCGGCCCGGAGAAGAAGAACGCCGUCGUCAGCCUCCAGAAGAAGGAGCUCGUCGCCUACCACGAGGCCGGGCACGCUAUUGUCGGCGCCCUCACCCCUGACUACGAUCAGGUUGCCAAGAUCACCAUCACUCCCCGUGGAGGAGCGGGAGGAUUGACCUUCUUCGCUCCCAACGAGGACAGGGUUGAUUCCGGCUUGUACUCCCGCCAGUUCUUGGAGUCUCAGAUGGCUGUGGCCUUGGGGGGACGCAUUGCGGAGGAGAUUGUUUUUGGGGAGGAUGAGGUUACCACUGGAGCCUCCAACGACUUGGAGAGAGUUACCAGCACUGCCAAGAUGAUGGUCACCAGGUUCGGCAUGUCCGAGCGUGUCGGCCAGGUGGCGCUCGCGCAGGAUGCCGGCUCUCCCUUCCUCGGCAGGCAGAUGGGUCAGCAGCAGGCUGUCAUGUCUGGCGAGACCAAGGCCUUGAUCGACUCUGAGGUCUCCCGCCUCGUGUCCGGUGCCUACAACCGUGCCAAGCAGCUCCUCCUCGACAACAGAGAGGCGCUUGAUGAGCUCGCGAGGCUGCUCGUGGAGAAGGAGACCGUGACUGCUGAGGAGUUCCAGCAGCUCCUGCAGAACUGCAACGUGAAGAUCGCCGACUACCAAGUCUAUGCCUAAAUCAGUUGAUAUACCUAUAUGACGCUCAAUAAAUGAUUUCCGUGAAACAUG
Messenger RNA from Guillardia theta CCMP2712, 2576 nucleotides. RefSeq lists its product as hypothetical. Lineage: Eukaryota; Cryptophyceae; Pyrenomonadales; Geminigeraceae. Gene Ontology annotation, molecular function: zinc ion binding; ATP binding; ATP hydrolysis activity. The record is from RefSeq and is a predicted model, not a curated record. Gene Ontology annotation, cellular component: membrane; chloroplast thylakoid. The transcript is spliced from 2 exons. The coding region runs from base 438 to 2525 and encodes 695 amino acids. Gene Ontology annotation, biological process: proteolysis.